AUGUCCCACCAGUUGCGUCAGAUUGCCAAGCAGUUCACAUCGAACCUUGCGAAGCACGAAAAUCGCACUAAUGAGAAACGGAACCUCAUCCGCAGCAUCUUGAAGUCGACGGCGACGAAGCGUGAAGCACGCAACUACUUGAACAAGUACUCGUUUCGCAACGAGCACACGGAGAACGGAGCGCGCGAGCGCUUUGUGGAGCUGUUGCUUCUGACCUACAAGCAGCUCGUGGCUGAGAAAGCGAUAAAGGUGGAUUCGUUGGUGGAGCGUGGAACAAGCAGCUUGUAUGUCAAAAACACGGACAACGUCCAGCCGUUACGCGUAGUGAUCAUCAAAAUCCGCGAUUUGACAAAGAUCCCGACGGCUGACUUGAACGCAGUGUCACAGACGGUGGCGAGGAUGGUGCGACUUGGUAUUUCGCCGGUGUUGAUUAUCGACUCUGCCAAUCACGUGAAAAAGAGUCACACCUUUGGCAACAUCGAACGGGCGGUGUUUGAGAAGUCUAACCGGUUGUCAAACUCCAUUGAGAAGAACGACCCGGAGAUGAACGUGAUGAUCCUCCGCAGUUUGUUUGAGAGGAGAGGCACGGCCCUCGAGCUCACCUUCCCCGAGUUGAUCUUGAAUCCGCUCGUCCAGGGUGCCAUUCCCGUUGUUUUACCGAUUGUGUACGACGAGGCGUCCAACACCGACACCAUUGCGUCACCAGACGAGAUUCUCCAGAGCUUGGCAUCAUCGCUCUACGCCUUAAACGAGGACUUGAAGUCUGUCCAGAUUUCUGGCACGGACAAAAACAACCGGGAUGUGUUGACGGUCGAGAAAAUUAUCAUGAUUGAUCCGCUAGGCGGCAUUCCGUCCGUCGAGAGGUCCAACUCCUCGCACGUCUAUAUCAAUUUGGCCCAGGAGUUGGACGAGAUCAUGUCGGAGUUGCACAUCGGGUUUAUACCCCCGCAGGUCAGAGACCACCACUUGGCCAACUUGAAGACCAUGGCGGCCGUGUUGCAUGGCUUUCCUGGGUCGAAGGUUGCCGGGAUAAUCACCGCGCCGGAUGUAUUUAAUGCGGGAAAAAUUGCCGAAAGGGUCAACCCCGUCAUCUACAACAUUCUCACCGAGCGUCCUAUCAUCUCGCCAUCCUUGCCUAUCAACGGCAAAGUUCCGAAGUUGAAGACAUCCGUGCUCCGCAGAGGCAUUCCGCUCGCCAUCUUCGAGGCGGACGACUCGCCGGAGCUGGUAAAGGGCUUGGAUCUUGUGAAGCUCGACAAGCUGGGUGCUAUUUCCUUGAAGAAGCUAAAGGUUCUCAUCGACGAUUCGUUCCAGAGGGAGCUCGAUAUGGACCACUACCUUAAAAGAACCAACAAAAACGUUGCUGCCCUCAUCAUCGCUGGGGACUACGAAGGCGCCGCGAUCAUCACCUACGAAACGUCCUCAAAAUUGCUUGAUAGGCACGGGGAGCCCCAAAAGGUGGCUUAUUUGGAUAAGUUUGCCGUCUCGUCAUCCUCGCAGGGCAGCACCGGUGUGGCAGACGUCAUUUUCAAGGCCAUGGCCCGCCUCUUUCCUGAAGAGUUGAUCUGGCGCUCCCGAUCCUCCAACCCGGUUAACAAGUGGUAUUUUGAAAGAAGCUGCGGGACCUUCUCCAACGAGGCGAUCGACCUGCACUGGAAGAUUUUCUGGGUCGGCUCCAGAACCAGGGAAAUGGACCAUUUGGAUGCCUACGAGGAUAUCUGUUUCAAGAUCCAGCCGUCCUUCAACAGCCCUGAGUAG
This is a messenger RNA of Babjeviella inositovora NRRL Y-12698, 1758 nucleotides long. It is a transcript of the gene ARG2, whose product is annotated as acetyl-CoA:L-glutamate N-acetyltransferase. The record is from RefSeq and is a predicted model, not a curated record. NCBI's taxonomy places the organism in Eukaryota, Fungi, Ascomycota, Pichiomycetes, Serinales. The transcript is spliced from 2 exons. Gene Ontology annotation, molecular function: L-glutamate N-acetyltransferase activity, acting on acetyl-CoA as donor; arginine binding. Gene Ontology annotation, biological process: L-arginine biosynthetic process. Gene Ontology annotation, cellular component: mitochondrial matrix. The coding region runs from base 1 to 1758 and encodes 585 amino acids.